CUAAACUCUCUCUACUUUUCUCUUUCUUCCCUUCCCAUCUCUCCGAAAUUUCUCUGUCUAGGUUCUCACCAUCUGUCACUUUCGAUGUUUUUGACAGAAUUAAGCGAACUGAAACAUUACCCCUCUGCUACUAACCCUUUCUUCCAAUCUUAUUCAACAGUCUUUCCCGAACUACAAGAAGAAUGAGCGAUGAGAUGGAAAAUCAGUAGAGGAAGAAAGAGAGCACUACGAAACAGAUAAAAACGAAUAUAAAAAAACUGAGAGCUGAAAAGUUGGAAGCAGAGAAACAUGAGCUUAAAAGACAGGUAGCUAGAGAGAGUGAGAUAAUAGAGGGGUGGGGAUUAAGAAGCCCUUCAUAAAAGCUUUGGAAUUUUGCAAAUGUCACAAGAUUCUGUCGAGAUAAAGACGAUUGAGCAGUGGAGAUGGUCGGAAAUGCAAGGCCUUGAGCUCGUCUCUCCUGCUCCUAUUUCUGACUCUCACACCGCACCAACACAAACAGAGGAAAACAGAGAGGCGAAGCCAAUGGACGCUACUCAAGAGGGAGAGCGAAAGGAAGUUGGAAGUCUCGCUAAUGGCAGUGCCAGCGGUGGAAGUGGUAGCAGUAGUGGGGAGAAGCCUGAGAAUAUUCCGGCUGUUGGAUUUGGCGAGCUUUUCAGAUUUGCCGAUGGGUUGGAUUACAUUCUGAUGGCUAUAGGAACAAUCGGAGCAAUCGUGCACGGUUGUGCUCUGCCGUUAUUUCUCCGGUUCUUCGCCGAUCUCGUCAAUUCUUUUGGGUCGAAUGUCAAUAAUGUGGACAAGAUGACCCAGGAAGUCGUCAAGUACGCAUUUUACUUCCUGGUGGUGGGUGCUGCUAUAUGGGCAUCAUCUUGGGCAGAGAUAUCUUGCUGGAUGUGGACUGGCGAGAGGCAAUCAACGAAGCUGAGGAUCAAAUACCUUGAAGCUGCCUUGAACCAGGACAUUCAAUACUUUGAUACCGAGGUUAGAACAUCUGACGUCGUUUUUGCCAUCAACACUGAUGCGGUCAUGGUCCAGGACGCCAUUAGCGAGAAGCUGGGUAAUUUCAUUCACUACAUGGCGACUUUUGUUUCUGGAUUUGUGGUGGGUUUCACCGCGGUUUGGCAAUUAGCUCUUGUUACUCUGGCCGUAGUCCCUAUGAUAGCUGUAAUCGGAGGCAUUCACACCACCACCUUGACCAAGCUCUCAGCCAGAGGCCAGGAAGCUCUCUCUAAAGCUGGAAACAUCGUGGAACAGACAAUCAUGCAGAUUCGAGUAGUACUGGCUUUCGUUGGCGAGAGUCGAGCAUUACAGGAUUACUCUUCGGCGUUGAAGGUAGCUCAAAAGACUGGCUACAAAAGUGGGUUCGCAAAGGGAAUGGGAUUAGGCGCGACAUACUUUGUCGUUUUCUGCUGUUAUGCGCUCCUGCUAUGGUACGGCGGCUACCUCGUCAGGCACCACUACACCAAUGGAGGACUCGCCAUCUCCACCAUGUUCGCUGUUAUGAUUGGCGGAUUGGGUUUGGGGCAAUCUGUGCCCAGCAUCACUGCAUUCACAAAGGCUAGAGUCGCUGCCGCAAAAAUUUUCCGAAUCAUCGACCACAAACCGGGCGUAGACCGGAAUACUGAUUCGGGUUUGGAACUAGAGUCCGUGACUGGGUUAGUUGAGCUCAAAAAUGUGGAUUUCUCAUACCCGUCAAGGCCAGAUGUUCGGAUCCUCGAUGAUUUCUCUUUGAAUGUGCCGGCCGGCAAGACCAUCGCUUUGGUCGGCAGCAGUGGCUCCGGCAAGAGCACCGUCGUCUCCCUCAUCGAGAGAUUCUAUGACCCCACUUCAGGACAAGUUCUGCUAGACGGACAUGACAUUAAAACAUUGAAACUGAGAUGGUUGAGGCAGCAAAUAGGACUUGUAAGCCAAGAGCCUGCUUUAUUUGCAACAACUAUCCGAGAAAAUAUAUUGUUGGGUAGGCCUGAUGCCGACCAGGUGGAGAUUGAAGAAGCUGCAAGAGUAGCUAAUGCUCAUUCGUUUAUCAUCAAGCUCCCCGAAGGCUAUGAGACCCAGGUAGGAGAGAGAGGAUUGCAGCUUUCUGGAGGGCAAAAGCAGAGAAUAGCAAUAGCAAGGGCAAUGCUGAAGAACCCAGCAAUUCUUCUUCUGGAUGAGGCAACAAGUGCAUUAGACUCUGAAUCUGAAAAGCUAGUGCAAGAAGCCCUUGACCGAUUCAUGAUUGGUAGAACAACUCUUGUAAUUGCCCAUCGCCUUUCCACCAUUCGCAAGGCUGACCUUGUUGCGGUGCUUCAGCAAGGAAGUGUUUCUGAAAUUGGAACUCAUGAUGAACUCUUCGCUAAGGGUGAAAAUGGAGUUUACGCCAAGCUUAUCCGGAUGCAAGAAAUGGCACAUGAAACUGCCAUGAAUAAUGCCAGAAAGAGCAGUGCAAGGCCGUCGAGUGCAAGAAAUUCUGUAAGCUCCCCAAUAAUUGCUCGGAAUUCCUCUUAUGGCCGCUCACCAUAUUCACGCAGGCUAUCUGACUUCUCUACUUCUGAUUUUAGUCUAUCCCUUGAUGCUUCGCAUCCAAACUAUAGGCUUGAAAAGCUUGCCUUCAAAGAGCAAGCCAGUUCCUUUUGGCGCCUUGCGAAAAUGAAUUCUCCUGAAUGGCUUUAUGCUUUUGUCGGUUCUAUAGGCUCCGUUGUUUGCGGAUCUCUCAGUGCAUUCUUUGCAUAUGUUCUCAGUGCUGUGCUUAGUGUCUAUUACAAUCCAAAUCACAGAUACAUGAUCCGAGAAAUAGAAAAGUACUGUUACUUGUUGAUCGGGCUUUCAUCGGCUGCACUUCUCUUCAAUACACUGCAACACUUCUUUUGGGAUAUUGUUGGUGAAAACCUUACUAAACGAGUGCGGGAGAAAAUGCUUACAGCUGUGCUGAAAAAUGAAAUGGCUUGGUUCGAGCAGGAGGAAAAUGAGAGUGCCCGUGUUGCAGCAAGGCUCGCUCUUGAUGCCCAAAAUGUUAGAUCAGCCAUUGGAGAUCGGAUUUCAGUAAUAGUGCAGAAUACUGCUCUUAUGUUAGUUGCUUGUACUGCAGGGUUUGUAUUGCAAUGGCGCCUUGCACUUGUCCUCAUAGCUGUCUUCCCCGUUGUUGUUGCAGCCACUGUUUUGCAGAAAAUGUUCAUGACUGGUUUCUCUGGAGACUUGGAAGCUGCACAUGCCAAGGCCACACAACUUGCAGGGGAGGCUAUAGCAAAUGUAAGAACUGUUGCAGCCUUCAAUUCGGAGACAAAAAUUGUUGGUCUUUUCACUUCCAACCUUGAAACACCACUGCGACGUUGCUUUUGGAAGGGGCAAAUUUCUGGAAGUGGAUUUGGGAUAGCUCAGUUUGCACUCUAUGCUUCAUAUUCGCUUGGUCUUUGGUAUGCUUCUUGGCUUGUGAAACAUGGAAUCUCAGAUUUCUCCAAAACAAUCAGAGUCUUUAUGGUCCUUAUGGUCUCUGCCAAUGGUGCUGCGGAAACUUUAACCCUAGCUCCUGACUUCAUUAAGGGAGGUCGAGCCAUGAGAUCAGUGUUUGAUCUUCUCGAUCGCAGAACUGAAAUUGAACCAGAUGACCCAGAUGCUAUCCCCGUUCCUGAUCGGCUUCGUGGAGAAAUUGAACUCAAGCAUGUAGACUUCUCUUACCCCAGUCGUCCAGAUAUGCCAGUUUUUCGUGAUCUCAGUCUUCGUGCUAGGGCAGGUAAAACUCUGGCCCUCGUAGGACCAAGCGGCUGUGGUAAGAGCUCAGUGAUUGCCCUCGUACAAAGAUUCUAUGAUCCAACUUCUGGGCGGGUUAUGAUUGAUGGAAAGGACAUUCGAAAAUACAAUCUCAAGUCCCUCAGAUGCCACAUUGCCAUUGUACCUCAAGAGCCUUGUUUGUUUGCUUCUUCUAUAUAUGAAAACAUAGCUUAUGGGAAUGAGUCAGCAACUGAAGCUGAGAUAAUUGAAGCAGCAACUCUUGCCAAUGCUCACAAGUUCAUAUCUGGCUUGCCAGAUGGAUACAAAACCUUUGUUGGGGAAAGAGGAGUUCAGCUAUCCGGAGGUCAAAAACAAAGAAUAGCAAUAGCCCGGGCUUUUGUCAGGAAGGCGGAGAUUAUGCUUCUUGAUGAGGCAACAAGUGCGCUUGAUGCUGAAUCUGAGAGGUCUGUUCAAGAGGCUCUAGACCGUGCUUGCUCUGGAAAAACUACUAUUAUUGUUGCCCACAGGCUAUCAACUAUUAGAAAUGCCAAUGUGAUUGCGGUGAUUGAUGAUGGGAAAGUAGCAGAGCAAGGAUCUCACUCGCAGUUGUUGAAAAAUCACCCUGAUGGGAUAUAUGCACGCAUGAUUCAAUUACAAAGGUUCACACACACCCAAGUUAUUGGGAUGGCCUCUGGUUCAAGUUCUGCAAGACCAAAAGAUGAUGAUGAAAGAGAAGGUUAGUUGUUCACUAGAACUUACCAGCGUUAGAGGAAUAUAUGCCAAAUAUUCUUGGUGAUUAUUGGCAUUUUUGUUUCACACUAGUACAGUUUGUAUAUCAUCCUUCCCCACGUUUUCGUGCCUAAGAAUGUAACCCCUUGUCCUGAUGAUUGUUACCAAGGAAAUGACAAAGACACAUAUACAAAAGGAAUUGAAUGAAUAUUAAAAGAUGAAUUGUUUCCUUGUAGAGAA
Neltuma alba is the source of this 4653-nucleotide messenger RNA. Its product is annotated as ABC transporter B family member 1. Gene Ontology annotation, cellular component: mitochondrial inner membrane. The coding region runs from base 379 to 4425 and encodes 1348 amino acids. The transcript is spliced from 10 exons. Lineage: Eukaryota; Viridiplantae; Streptophyta; Magnoliopsida; Fabales; Fabaceae. Gene Ontology annotation, molecular function: ABC-type oligopeptide transporter activity; ATP binding; ATP hydrolysis activity. The record is from RefSeq and is a predicted model, not a curated record. Gene Ontology annotation, biological process: oligopeptide export from mitochondrion.